This is a messenger RNA of Aureobasidium subglaciale EXF-2481, 1623 nucleotides long. RefSeq lists its product as uncharacterized. The record is from RefSeq and is a predicted model, not a curated record. The transcript has a single exon. Bases 1 to 1623 code for a protein of 540 amino acids. Gene Ontology annotation, biological process: proteolysis. Gene Ontology annotation, molecular function: serine-type carboxypeptidase activity. Lineage: Eukaryota; Fungi; Ascomycota; Dothideomycetes; Dothideales; Saccotheciaceae.
AUGUUUGCUGCUCAGCAGGAGCAAAAGCAACAUCAACCUUUGCUAAAACGUUCAAGUCAUCCAUACUUGACUAAUGCCACUGCACCAUUCGCCGUCAAUGGUUCUGGUCUACCGGAGGUCAACUUCGACAUUGGGGAGAGCUAUGCAGGAUCCCUACGCAUUGGUAACAGCUCAACCGACAGCUUAUUCUUCUGGUUCGUGCCAACCACAAACCCGUCCGCUACUGAUGAGAUUGUCAUCUGGCUCAACGGGGGUCCUGGAUGUUCUUCUCUUGGUGGACUUUUCCACGAAAACGGUCCUGUGCUUUGGCCUGCUGGUACUUAUGCUCCUGUGAGAAAUACUUACUCAUGGUCAAAUUUGAGCAACAUAAUCUGGAUCGACCAACCCAUCUCUACCGGCUUCAGUACUGGAAACGCAACCGCGACCAACGAAGACGAUGUGGCUGAUCAAUUUCUUGGCUUCUGGCGUAACUUUAUGGAUACAUUUGAGUUGAAGGGACGCAAGAUAUACAUUACUGGCGAGUCUUAUGCUGGCAUGUAUGCGCCAUACAUUGCAUCAGCGAUGAUUCAGCAAAACAAUACUGAGUACUACAACGUCAAUGGUCUUAUGGUAUACGACCCCUCUAUCGGCUACGACGGAGUAAUCUCACAAGCACCUGCCUUCAGCUUUGUAAAUCAAAAUCGCAACUUCUUCCCCUUCAACGACACGGUCAAUGCUCAGAUCAACAACAUCUCAGCCUCUUGCGGCCUCGACGCCUUCAUGCAAACAGCCCUCACUUUCCCACCAAAGGGACCUUUACCCCCUCCACCAUCAACCUACGAUGAGCUUUACGACUAUGAGAACUGCGACAUCUAUGACAUACUGUUUACCGCAAUCUUCGAACUGAACCCCUGCUUCGACAUCUACCAAAUAGGCCAACAAUGCCCUCUCCUCUGGGACACUCUAGGCCUCCCCUACUCCUACUCCUCCAGCUACCUUCCCCCCGGCUUCUCUGAACCUUACUUCAACCGUUCAGACGUCAAGGUAGCCAUCCACGCCCCUCAAAACAUAACCUGGCAAUUCUGUCUCCCUGGCGAAGAAAACCCUUUCGUGGGAGGAGAAAGCGAUACCUCACCUCCUUCUGGCCUACCCGACGGCCCCUUGAAAACUGUCAUCGAGAAAACUAAUAACGUCAUCAUCGGACAUGGAACUUUGGACUUUGUGCUUUUCGCAAAUGGAACACUUGCGACGCUGCAGAAUUUGACUUGGAAUGGUGUGCAAGGGUUUAGUGAGUACCCGGGUAAACCAUUCUAUGUGCCUUAUCAUGAACAUACGAUGGAGAGUAUGGCGGGCGCUGGAGUGAUGGGGAGAUGGGUGGAGGAGCGUGGACUUACGUUUGUGCUUACGGAACUUGCGGGACAUUUCUUGCCGCAGGGGGCGCCGAGUGCUGCGUAUAGACAUCUUGAAAAGUUGCUGGGAAGGAUUGAGAGCUUGGAUGAGGUAUCGCCUUAUACCACGCAGAGAGGGGUGGAACAACCGGAGGAGAUGUUGGGAAACGGGACUGCAUGGGAGAAGCGUGAGGCCAAUCUGGUUGAGAGACGAGAUCAGGUACACAUUAAAGCAUACGGGAGAGACUCGGCAUGA